Messenger RNA from Coffea arabica (coffee), 2461 nucleotides. The record is from RefSeq and is a predicted model, not a curated record. Lineage: Eukaryota; Viridiplantae; Streptophyta; Magnoliopsida; Gentianales; Rubiaceae.
AGUGAAAAAAUGAGAGUUUCUUUUUGUGGAUAUAGUUGCAGCGAAAUGAUGAUUGCGGUGGGUCCACUUUUCACAAUUCGAAUUUUAGCUUGACUAAUACUUGAUGAGGAUGAAUAUGUUGUGUUUUUUACUGUUUUGAUGGCUGAGUAGCUUCUUUUUUUUUUUUUGGGGUACAAUUGGUUGCUUAGCUGCAAUUAUUCUUACUCUUGUAUUGCUAAUUACUAUUUGUCUCUGAAAAAUCUUUUUGUUGAUACUCUAAGCUUGGGAAGUCUUAUAUGCUUGGAGACUAUAGGGUUAUGCAUUAUUUUGUAGUUAUGAGUAGGUAAUUUUUGAUCAGCUCAGAGUACUAGAUAUGAUUGGUGGUAGUAAUUUUGAUGUAUUAGCUCUGUUUUCCCAUUGCUUUGCAUCUGGAAUGGACAAACUCUCUUUGUAAGUUCAGUUUUGGUUAAGCCAAAUUUAAUGAGGCGUCAUUGAAGUUUACUAAUUUUAAGAUUCUCUUGAGCUAUUAUCAAUAAUGAGAGCGAAAAAAGCACAAUAUUUCUUAGCAUGUUACACAAUUUAUAGGUAUAGCAUCUACACUGGAUUUGUUAGUCAAGAUCGUUCUCGUUUCUGUGGAGAAGUGAUGGCAGUAGGCUUAUCAAUCUUAUCAUUUGCUUCCUGGAGCUGUGAACAAAUAUCUAUUUUUCAGUGCACACUUGUUGAACACGGCAAAAGUUAGGUCCAGGACACAAUCUCAUUUAUAGUGAGCUGGCAAAAAAGUGGCAGCUGUCAUCUCCUUCAUAAUUAGUAUAAGUGUUUGUAUUCCUUCUUUUUAUGGACAAAAAUGGAUGCACAUUCUUCAUUAUUCGUUCAGAGAACUGGUGAAAGUUUGAGUACCAUGGGUGCCUCUGGAGCUACAUCACCUUGUCUACCUAAUUUGCCUCCUCCUCUGGUUGAGAAAUACCCUCAGUUACCAGACUCCCUUCAUGUUACCUCAGAGCAGGUACUCUCAACAAAUACACUUCCCUCUCGUCCUGCUCCAUUGGCUUCUAGAAGUGGGGCAGUAGGGCAUCAGUUUUCAACGACUUCUGGGUUCCCCAGGGAUACUAAGUUUCCUCCAAUUUCACCUCAAGGCAGUCAAUCACAAAAUUAUCCCUUCCUUUCCAAGUCAUUAAGGGCUGAAACAUCUCUAGAAACCAUUCCCUCCUCCUUUUCGGGGGUUCAUUCUGCUCCAGUUGACAGUUACCACAUCGGAAAUGGCGGAAAUGGCAAUACAUCCUGGGGUAAAGAUGCCCUUCAAGACUUUCCUGACUUUUCUGGUAAUGUUCCCGUUCAGAAUGAUCAAGUAGAGAGCCUUAAAGGUGUUAUUGCAUCUGAAGACCAUGCUAAGAGAACUGAGUGGAAUGAAUGGGCAGAUGACCUGAUAUCUGUUGAUGACUCUCUAGAUUCCAAUUGGGGUGAUCUCCUUGUCGAUGUCAGCUUUCCCGAUCCAGAACCUAAGGUGUUGAAGUUGUCACCUGAAGUACCUUUGAGAGAGGCCCAGCCUUCUAGUCACACUCCUGUUUCAUCUGUACAGAGUAUUGAUGUUUCUAGUCCAUCGUCUGCUGCUCCAUUGGCGAAGCCUCGCAUGCGUUGGACACCAGAGCUUCAUGAGAUCUUCGUGGACGCUGUCAAUAAGCUUGGUGGUAGUGAAACAGGAGCUACUCCAAAAGGUGUCUUGAAGCAUAUGAACAAAGAAGGCCUCACAAUCUAUCAUGUGAAAAGCCAUCUACAGAAAUAUCGAACUGCCAGAUACAAACCAGAGCCAUCAGAAGGAACUACAGAAAAGAAGUCACCUACUGUUACAGACAUGACAUCUCUGGACUUGAAAACGACUACAGGAAUAACUGAAGCCCUAAGACUGCAAAUGGAAGUUCAAAAACAACUACAUGAACAACUUGAGAUCCAGAGAAGUUUGCAGUUGCGGAUUGAAGAACAGGGCAAAUACAUUCAACUGAUGCUUGAGCAACAGAAGAAGAUUGAGGAAGAAAGGUCAAAGAAGAAGGAUUCAAAUCCUGUUGAAGCUUCUCUCGCCCCAUCUAAAGCAGUAGAACCUUUACCUGAUGAUGAAAAAUCGGAAACGCUGGAGAAGAAUAAUGUAGCUAAAGCUUUAGAGAAGGAAAAUGAGGCCAAAGUAUUGAGCUCUGGUGAUGCUGGAGUUACAGCAGAACAAACUCAGACUCCUAAUAGGAAGCAGAAGUCCCCUGAGGGGAAAACAUCAGAGGAUAAUGACCAAGAUGGCAAUGCCUCCCCUGUAAAACGUGCAAAAGUCGAUGGUAGUUUGAACUCAUGAUAGCUAGUCUUGUAAUUGCUUUCAUAGUUUAGAUUGUAGGCGCGGGACAUCAUGGAUAAAGAUUGUGGAUUGUGGACUGUGGUGGAGAUGUUAUUGAAUUGACAAAAGAAUUGUGCAUCUAUUAAAAUGCUAGCUUGAUUUUUUUUAAAA